This is a messenger RNA of Sesamum indicum (sesame), 4153 nucleotides long. It is a transcript of the gene PWD, whose product is annotated as chloroplastidic phosphoglucan, water dikinase (ATGWD3). Gene Ontology annotation, biological process: phosphorylation. Gene Ontology annotation, molecular function: starch binding; ATP binding; kinase activity. NCBI's taxonomy places the organism in Eukaryota, Viridiplantae, Streptophyta, Magnoliopsida, Lamiales, Pedaliaceae. The record is from RefSeq and is a predicted model, not a curated record.
UGCACACCCCUUUCCCUCGAGAAUUCUUGAAUUUUAAUCAAAGACAAUACUUUUCCAGGUUCCCAAGUUUCAGUGUCAAGAUCUGUCUUAGGAAUCUACAAUGGAGUUACAUUAUAUGAUUCACUAAUAAUAGUAAUAUAUACAGUGGUAAAUAAAUAAAACUAGCAACAAAAAUCUUUCCCACGUGUUCAUGUCCAUCCACAAAUAUCUCCACUGCCCAAUUCAUUCAAGAUUUCCAUUUUCAAUCUCUCAUCAGCUCACAGUUUAUAUAUACGUAAUAGAGUGAAUUUCUUUACGUUUUAAAGCUAAAAAGAUCAGGAAAUCUUGAACUUCCUGUAGUUCAUUCAUUGCCAUGGACUAUCCUUGUAUAUUGCGCUGCAAUUUUGCUUCCAGUUCCAAUGCUAUUGCUUCAUCAAGUAAUUCUAGAUGCCCCCAUAACAAUAUCCCAUCUAAAUUUCUUCACCGAAAGGUUUCAAUUCCCCUUUCGCAUGGGAAACAUCUUGGAUUCUUUUCCAUUGGACCCAUCAGAAGGGAUUCUGUUAAAAUGACGGUCUCUGCUGUUUCUUCGGUCGAAACCAGGGAAGAAGAAAUGAAGAAGGACAAGAAAAAGAAAAGGCAGUCUAAAACGUCAGGUGCUGACAAGGUGAAGCUGAAGGUUAGGCUAGAUCACCAAGUCGAAUUUGGGGAACAUGUUGCUAUUUUGGGGUCAGCUAUAGAGUUAGGCUCAUGGAAGAAUAAAGUGAUGAUGGAUUGGACAGAAAAUGGAUGGGUAUGUGAUCUGGAAUUGAAUAGCAAUGAAGAGCCCGUUGAGUAUAAGUUUGUGAUAGUAAGCAAGGAUAAGGGGAAGUUAGUAUGGGAAAGCGGUGAUAACCGCAUUUUAAAGUUCUCAGGGAAUGGAAACUUUAAUAUUGUUUGUAGGUGGAACAAAACUAAUGAACAGGUAGAAGUACUGCCUUGGGAUGGGAAAGAUGCUGAGGGAGUGGAGGCAGAACAAAUUAAAAAUGGGAAUGUUGUUACCGCCUCUAUAGAAGAGGCUGUUACCUCAAGUGCCUUUGUGGAGCAAUGGCAAGGGAAGGAUGUUGCAUUUGUUCGUUCAAAGGAUCAUUUCGAUGCAGAAAAGAACAGAAACUGGGAUACUUCAGGUCUCGAAGGGAUUGCUUUGAAAUUAGUGGAAGGUGAUCGUAGUGCUAGGAACUGGUGGCGGAAGCUUGAAGUUGUUCGAGAGCUUGUGGUUGAAAACAUUGAGAAUGCAAAGCGCUUGGAAGCGCUUACAUAUUCAGCAAUAUAUUUGAAGUGGAUAAACACAGGUCAAAUUCCUUGCUUUGAAGAUGGAGGCCAUCAUCGGCCAAACAGGCAUGCAGAGAUUUCCAGGCUUAUAUUUCGCGAACUUGAAAGAAUUUCCAGCAGAAAAGACACUUCACUUCAGGAAAUACUUGUUAUCCGCAAAAUUCAUCCUUGCUUACCAUCUUUUAAGGCAGAGUUCACAGCAUCUGUCCCAUUAACAAGAAUUCGAGAUAUUGCUCAUAGGAAUGAUAUCCCUCACGACCUUAAGCAAGAAAUUAAGCAUACUAUACAAAACAAGCUUCAUCGAAAUGCUGGUCCUGAAGAUUUAGUUGCCACAGAAGCAAUGCUUGCCAGAAUUACGAAGAAACCUGGAGAAUACAGUGAAGCUUUUGUUGAGCAAUUCAAGAUAUUCCAUCGAGAACUCAAAGAUUUCUUCAAUGCUGGAAGUCUGGAAGAACAACUGGAAUCAAUUAGAGAUUCACUGGAUCAAACCUCAGCAGCCCUAUCUGCGUUUAUAGAGUCAAAACAGGCAUUGGAUAAUAUGGACAGUCAUAAUUAUAUUUCUGAAAGUGAAUGGAUGAGAGUGUUGAUGAAAACAAUACAAGCUCUGAGUAAUCUCCGCCAAGAAAUUGCCAAGGGUCUUGAGAGUGGGCUUCGGAAUGAUGCUCCUGAUGCUGCAAUAGCAAUGCGCCAAAAGUGGCGUCUUUGUGAGAUUGGACUUGAAGACUAUGCAUUUGUUCUUUUAAGCAGGUUUCUUAAUGCACUUGAAGCUGUUGGAGGAGCUCAUUGGCUUGCAGAUAAUGUAGAUCAAAAGAAUAUUAAUUCUUGGAAUGAUCCACUUGGAGCUCUAGCCAUCAGUGUCCAUCAGUUGGGCCUAUCUGGCUGGAAGCCUGAUGAGUGCAGAGCUAUUGGAAAGGAGCUUCUAGCAUGGAAAGAGAGAGGUCUUCUGGAAACUGAAGGCAGUGAAAACGGUAAGAGAAUAUGGGGUUUAAGGCUUAAAGCUACACUUGAUAGAGCUAAGAGACUGACUGAAGAAUAUUCUGAGGCCCUUCUUCAUAUAUUCCCUCAAAAAGUUCAGAUAUUGGGAAAAGCUUUGGGGAUUCCUGAGAAUACUGUGAGGACAUAUACUGAAGCUGAGAUUCGUUCUGGGGUAAUUUUUCAGGUUUCCAAACUGUGCACCCUUCAUUUGAAGGCUGUUAGGAAUGUUCUUGGAUCUCAAGGUUGGGAUAUUCUUGUACCAGGAGAUGCUUUUGGAACUCUCAUCGAGGUAGAGAGUAUUGUUCCUGGGUCAGUACCAUCAUCUGUUACUGGACCAAUUAUUCUAGUUGUGAGCAAAGCUGAUGGAGAUGAAGAGGUAACAGCUGCUGGAGCAAACAUUGCUGGAGUUAUACUUAUGCAGGAGCUGCCUCAUUUGUCUCAUCUUGGUGUUAGGGCUCGCCAAGAGAAGGUUGUUUUUGUGACCUGUGAAGAUGAUGAAAAUGUUGCAGAUAUCAAGAUGCUGAUCGGGAAAUUUGUGAGGUUGGAAGCAUCCUCUGCAGGUGUCAGCUUGAUACCAACUUCAGCAAAGAGCACGAAUGGUAAUAUUCCACUGGAAAAUCAAUCAACCACAGGUUCACCGGAGGUUGGAAGCUCAGAAGGAAAUACCACUUCCUCGCUUACUGGCAAAACAUCUGACAUCAAUCAGGUUUUGUCAGCUGGAGAUGUUAUAUUGCUUGAAAAUGCUGAUUUACAAAGCUCUGGUGCAAAGGCUACAGCUUGCGGUUGCCUGGCUUCUUUGGCUGCUGCUUCUAGUAAAGUGUACAAUGAACAAGGAGUUCCUGCAUCAUUUAACGUCCCCAAUGGAGCAGUAUUGCCUUUCGGUUCUAUGGAAUUGGCUUUGGAGCGCAAUGGAUCAAUGGAGACGUACAGGUCACUAAUUGAAAGGAUAGAAGCGGCUCAAAUCGAUGGAGAACUCGAUAGGCUUUGUAAUGAACUAGAGGAGCUCAUUUCUUGCUUGAGUCCCCCAAAAGAAACCAUUGAAAGCUUAUCAAAAUUAUUUCCAGAGAACGCAAGAUUAAUAGUCCGUUCUAGUGCUAAUGUGGAGGACUUGGCUGGAAUGUCAGCUGCUGGGCUUUAUGAAUCAAUUCCUAACGUCAGCCCUUCUAAUCCAAUUAUCUUUGGACAUGCCAUUGCACGAGUUUGGGCUUCCCUGUAUACUCGCAGAGCAGUUCUAAGCCGCCGAGCUGCUGGUGUGCCCCAAAAUAAGGCCGUAAUGGCUGUUCUUGUGCAAGAAAUGCUUUCUCCAGACAUAUCCUUCGUACUCCACACUCUUAGCCCCACAGACAAGAACCAGAAUCUGGUUGAGGCAGAGAUUGCUCCAGGACUUGGGGAAACUCUUGCUUCUGGCACAAGGGGCACUCCCUGGAGACUCUCCAGUGGUAAAUUUGAUGGGACAGUGCAAACUUUAGCAUUCGCAAAUUUCAGCGAGGAAUUGGUAGUACGCAGUGUUGGCCCUGCAGACGGCGAAGUUAUACAGUUGACGGUAGAUUACAGCAAGAAACCUUUGACUGUGGAUCCCAUAUUCCGACAGCAGCUCGGGCAGAGGCUUGGCGCUGUUGGUUUCUUCCUGGAGCAGAAGUUUGGGUGUCCACAGGAUGUAGAAGGUUGUUUGGUUGGCAACGACAUUUUCAUCGUGCAGACACGUCCACAGCCAGAAUAAGGGAGGACCGUACUUGUAACUAAUCAAGGCUGGUGCAUGAAUACAAGUUGGAAAACAGAGGUGCAUGUAGCAGAAUAGGUACUCAUAUAAGGACACUCCCUGAUUAGUGUCCAUUGGCCAAAUCAAACGAAUAUAUAUACUUCCUUAAACAAUUUAAUUUGAAGUCAGUAA